Molecule: messenger RNA, 5799 nt
Organism: Austrofundulus limnaeus
Lineage: Eukaryota; Metazoa; Chordata; Actinopteri; Cyprinodontiformes; Rivulidae
Gene: abcg4a
Product: ATP-binding cassette, sub-family G (WHITE), member 4a
Exons: 15
Coding region: 516-2441 (641 amino acids)
Biological process (GO): cholesterol efflux; cholesterol homeostasis; transmembrane transport
Cellular component (GO): plasma membrane
Molecular function (GO): ABC-type sterol transporter activity; ATP hydrolysis activity; ATP binding
Source: RefSeq, a predicted model, not a curated record
AACAGGGGUUUACACCUUCAGCCGGGGGGAUGCGGAGGAGAUGCUGGUGGGUUUGACUCGCGACGAGGGCAGCUGCGGGAGAUGAUGGACUGAAAGGGGCUUGAGGAUGUUUGGGAGCUCGGAGUGGUCGGCAUUUUUAUUUUUUAUUUUUUUAUUUUAUAAGCGGAUUAUUCAGCCCAGACCCGAGGUGGGAGAACCGUGACAGUCAUCCUGCUCCUCUGACGGAUCUCUGGGAUGCAGUCAUAGUUUGAAGGGGAGGGAGGGACGAUCCGGGCAGGAUCCUGAUCUCCGGGGCUGCUGAGCUGGAUGCGGGAUGAUGAGAGAGCGCCGCACCCCGAGGAGAGUCCAGCUUUUGUGAUGCCCAAACCUGGAUUUUAACUGGACUGUGGCACACCGAGUAUCUGUUCUUUUUUUUCCCCCUUCCUGUCUGGGAUCUUAUGGAAGAGCUGAUGGAAUCAACUAACUGAGUUGCUGCUGCUCAUCUGGACAUUUCAACCCAAUAAAAACCUUUCAGCAUGGCAGAGAGAGCAGAGACGGGCUCGGUCAGCAUCCCAAUGGAAGAGCCUAAACUCCCAGUGGGAGCGCCCCAGGAGGCCCCACUCCUCACCCACCUUAAGAAGGUGGAGAACCACAUCACAGAGGCUCAGCGCUUCUGCCACCUCCCGCGCCGCUCUACGGUGGACCUGGAGUUCAACGAGCUCUCGUACACCAUCCGGGAGGGCUCCUGGUGGAAGAAAAGAGGUUAUAAAGCGCUCCUCAAGUGUCUGUCAGGACGAUUUUGCAGCAGAGAACUGAUCGGCAUCAUGGGCCCCUCUGGAGCCGGGAAAUCCACUUUGAUGAACAUUCUUGCAGGAUACAGGGAAACUGGCAUGAAGGGCACGAUUCUUGUUAACGGUCGGCCGCGGGAUCUGAGGACCUUCAGGAAGAUGUCCUGCUACAUCAUGCAGGACGACAUGCUCCUGCCACACCUGACUGCACGAGAGGCCAUGAUGGUUUCUGCCAACCUAAAACUGAAUGAGACCAUGCAGAUCAAAAAAGAACUUGUGGAUGAGAUCCUGACAGCUCUGGGUCUCCAGGAAUGCGCUCAGACCCGCACCAACUCUCUGUCCGGGGGUCAGUGUAAACGACUGGCCAUCGCCCUGGAGCUGGUCAAUAAUCCUCCGGUCAUGUUCUUCGAUGAGCCCACCAGCGGUCUGGACAGCGCGUCAUGCUUCCAGGUCGUUUCCCUCAUGAAGUCUCUGGCUCAGGGAGGACGGACAAUCAUCUGCACCAUUCAUCAGCCCAGUGCCAAGCUCUUUGAGAUGUUUGACAAGCUCUACAUCCUCAGUCAGGGUCAGUGCAUCUACAAGGGGACGGUCCCGUACCUCAUCCCUUACCUGAAGAACCUGGGCCUUCACUGUCCAACGUAUCACAACCCUGCUGAUUUCAUUAUUGAAGUAGCAUCAGGAGAAUAUGGAGACCUGAACCCGGUUCUGUUUGAGGCGGUCCAGGGUGGACUGUGCUCCGAGGAAGGAAAGAAGAACUCCAGAGACAAAAGCGACUCCUCCUGUCCUUCUCAGUGUUACCCUGACACAGGGACUCUGGAGAAGCACAGCUUUGCCACGAGCACAUUCACACAGUUCCGCAUCCUCUUCAAAAGAACCUUCAUCACAAUAUGCAGGGACACGGUGCUGACCCAUCUCAGGGUGAUGUCCCAUUUGUCUAUUGGAGUGCUUAUCGGCCUGCUUUAUUUGAAUAUUGGAAACGACGCUAGCAAGGUCUUCAACAACACGGGCUUCCUUUUCUUCUCCAUGCUGUUCCUUAUGUUCGCUGCCCUGAUGCCCACUGUGCUCACCUUUCCGCUGGAGAUGUCUGUGUUUGUGAGGGAACAUCUCAACUACUGGUACAGCCUUAAGGCCUACUACUUGGCCAAGACUAUGGCUGACGUACCGUUCCAGGUGAUGUGUCCGAUCAUGUACUGCAGCAUAGUAUACUGGAUGACUGAGCAGCCUGCAGAGGCCGGUCGCUACUUGCUCUUCAUGGCCUUGUCAACAUCCACAGCCCUGGUGGCCCAGUCGCUGGGCCUGCUAAUAGGAGCUGCAUCCACUUCUCUGCAGGUAGCAACCUUUGUUGGUCCAGUCACAGCCAUACCCGUCCUUCUCUUCUCUGGCUUUUUUGUCAACUUCGACACUAUUCCAAAAUACCUACAGUGGAGCUCCUAUGUCUCCUACGUCAGAUACGGCUUUGAGGGGGUGAUCCUCUCCAUCUACGGYAUGAACCGGUCGGAGCUAGAGUGUCCGGACACGAUGUGUAAAUUUCAGAAACCCGAGGAGGUCCUGCAGCUGCUGGACGUGGAGGAUGCCAAGCUUUACGUGGACUUCAUGGUGCUGGGGGUGUUUUUUCUCAUCCUCAGRCUGGCCACCUACCUGGUUUUGCGUUACAAAGUCAAGUCGGAGCGUUAAGACGUUUAGAGGGAACCGCUGAUGGAUUUGGAUGCCGAUGCAUAAUUUAGCAGCGUGAGAAAACACGUGGUUUCUCUCCUUCCUCCAUAUCCACUUCACACACACACAUCAGAAAGCUGUGCUGCAACUUCACCUAAACUGUAAWGUACCUGGACUGAUGAGGUUUGGGAUAAAAAAACAAAAAAGAGAGACAAACAUUGACCAAGAAAACAGAAAAUAAACUGUGCUAAGGGAACAUAUUUUAUAUCUGCACCCUACAAAGUAACUUAAAGCAUGUUUCAUUAAACCGGAGAAAUUUGAGUUUGACCUUUUGAGAAAGUCUAGAAGAAUGUCCUGAAUGCACGACGGUGCCGGAGUUAGCAACUUGUCUUAAACCAGUGCCUAUAAUGGUGAUCCAGUCGGGAGGUAAAAAGAAUCCUUUUCACUGAAAUCAGACCGGUACGGUUUCAGGAUGGAGAUCCUCGUAUCGCCAUCAGAAACGUGGAAACUUUUCACAAGACAAGAUCCAACCUUGAUGCGACCUAUGUCUCUCCUGUAGGAAGAUCUUUUCAGGUACUUGUACCACAAAGCGGACUUGUCUCCGUGGAACACGACCGAAACAAACCGACUGCCAUUGGAUAACUUUCAUUAAGGAUCAUCUUCACAGGCCUCCUGCUCAAACGUUUGGUGGUGGUCUGAAACCUUGACUGAGCUCAAACUGUCCUCACUUCCUUCUUAUUCUUUUUCUUGUUUUUUUUUUYCCAUAAACAGGAAGUGCACGGAGCGAGCUGUGAGCAAAAUGUGCAAGGGAAUUUCCAGCCUGAUGCAAGGGCCUGUUAUCAUCUCAGAGAGAAUGAUGUUUUAGAUAAAGUGCAAUAGCUUAUUCUGCAGAUUAUAAAAUGAAAAAAAAAGAUGUUUGUCUAAUCUGUGUCACUGUUUUGACACUUUUAUUCUUUAAAAMGCUUGUUUCCACUGUCAGCGGCCUCCUUUCUGUCCUGAGCUACUUCAAAUUAUACCUCCUGUUUCCCCUUUUUCCUCGACUUUCGCUCUGCUUUGCUGAUGUCUGACAGAUGUGUGUCGUCAAAAAACAAUGCUAGAUACUUGAAAUGCUGGCUGAGCGUUUAUUUUGGGUUUGUUUUCUGGUGCCUCUGAACUAGRAUGAUUUGAGUUUUUACUCUGCUUUAUCGUUCGGUCAUACCUACCUGGUUGUCUCCCUCGCAGACAUGUGACACACACRAUCAGAAACCAUCAUUGCAAUGUUUAGAAGAGCCUCUCCUAGUCACACAGCAAUGCAAAUAUUUUCCAAAAGACUUGCUAUGAAGUAUUUCUUACUCAAACUAUGCUACUUAGUAAUCCUUAUUAUAUAAUGCAUAAAAUAAUGUGAGCAUAUAAUCAAUUAUUGUACAGUGAAUAUGUCAUGCUGUAAACAAAUGUAUAUUUGCACUUUUCAGUGUAUGUUUAUUCAUUUUUUAAUUAUUAUUUAUUUGUAUUUUAGUUUAUUUUUAUAUAGCCGAGACAAGUGCUGCUUGAAAAAAAAAACUAUUGUCGAAAAGGCUCCUGAACGUUGGAGGACCACUGAAGGUAUUGAAUUUAAAAAAUAAUAAUAACAACUUAAAGCUCAGAUUUCAUUUCCUCAUCCAAAAUGUCUUAAUGUAAAGUGGUUGAAGAAAUGCAAAUCCUUUGCUUUUUCUGACGAGCGUUUCUUUUCUUUUUUUUUAAUGGACUGUCUGGAAUAAAACGUGCAUCACAGAGAUUAAUUAAAAUAAUAAUAAUAAUAAUAGUAAAAAAGAAAAAAGGGGAGAGAAUUAGUAGUGAUUAAAUAAAGUUAAAGAUAAAUGUGUGAACCGUGUCAGAGUGAGUUAAAAAAAAGAACCAAAUGUCUCAAUAUGUAGCUGAAUAGAGAGAAGGAUGCAGCUGCAGGUCGGUUUCCAGUCACAACAGCAAUAGUUUAACAUUUAUUUUAGAGUGAUACCUCCCCCUGCUGUUGCUUCAGUCACUUUAGAAGUCUUCUCUUCCUGUUGGUUUGAUUACGUGCAAUAACCAUCCAAAGGUAUUUUUUAAAAUAUGUGAAAAGGGAACUUUUUUGAGUGUUUUUGUUGCUUAUGUUUCAUGACAUUGGUUAACUUUGUUUAUUUAUUUACUUAUUUCAAUUGGAUAUUAGAUGACUUGAGAUUGCUGGGAAGGUGGUUUAUCUAUUGUAAUGUCAGGAGUUGUCAAAAUAAUUGGUAACAGAAAAUCCUGUCACAGCAGGAACGUUAUUUGAUCUUCCCAAGAUUCGAUCAAAAUAAUGGGAAAGGGCUUGAAAAAGUGGGAAAAAAAGGCAAUUUGUACAAGAAAAAGAGGAAAUAAUUCCCAGAAGUCAUUAAAGGGUUAUAAAAUAUCUUAAUAGUUUCAAUAGAAAUGAAGGAUGGGUUCAAACAUUAUGAAGUGGGGAUUUGUGAAAAGAUUAUAAACAAAGAAUAUCUUAAAUGUUGCAGAUGGCUGUUUGAACGACCUCAGUUUAUUUUUCRAUCAGGACUGAUGAGCUAACAKCUAGUCCGAAUGGCGCUAAAGUGGAUUGUCUUAAAAUGAAGUCCAGUCUCAAACUUUACAUUGUAGUUCAUGUGAAUGCUUUUUUGUACACAUUAUUUGCAUUAUUUAAGUGUUUACAUAGAUUUCUGUGAUCAUUUGCGAGCACAAACCGCAACAGCGGCAGCUAGCUGUGGCAUUUCCUGUGCAGCCUGGAGCACACCUGGCAGGAUUUUUUUAUUUUAUUUUUUUGUGUUGAAAUAACCGUGUAAUGUGAAAUUUGCUAGUGAUGUAAAUGUUUGCAAAAUAGCAUUUGCAUAAAACACAAUCAAUUCUCCAACUGGAGUUUCAAAGAACAAUCCACAACAGAUACGAUGUUAUUGUUCAUAAACCUUUUACAGAAUCCCACUUUGAAAUGUUCAAAUUAUCCCUUUAAAAUGUGACGUAUGACCAUCUGCUCUUGUCUGAUCAUUUUGUAACCAAUCAUGGUUCUUGUUAAGCAUUGUUUUGCUUUGGCAAAAAACUGAAUUGUUUUCAGUUUUUGGAGUUGAUGCAGCUGAUAACCUCAAUUUUUUGUUUGUUUUUUAAGUCUUUAUGACUCUUUUAAUUAUUCACUUUUUCAUAUGUUUUUAUAAUAAUCCACCAGACUGAACUGCACUCUAUCAUGCAUGGUAAAUAAUAAUAUUCAGGCUGUUUCCUGAAGAAAGCUUUGACAAAUAGCAAUGCAAAUGAGAGAUUUUUGUUCAGUUUAAUUUCCUUUUAAUUUCGCUCUUAUAUMAUUUCUGAUUUACAUUAUGAUUAGUCAACAAAUUCAAGUUCUGUAUACUGAAUGCUGUUCCAAGGAUUAUAAUAAAGAGAAUUUAUAACCUUU